AUGAAUUUACAAUUAGUGACUAUCUUCAUUUUAAUAAAUUAUUGUUUAGCUGUUAAAGAUUAUUUAUUUAAAUCAUGUAAUCAAAAUGGAUUUUGUCAUAGAAAUCGACAUUAUGCUAAUCAAAUUUCAUUAGAUUCAAACUUCCAAUCACCUUAUUAUAUUGAUUUUAAUCAAAUUAAAAUUGAUGGGGAUAAAUUAAGAGGGACAGUAUUGAAAAUAGGAUUUGACGUGAAGUUCCCAUUUGAAAUUAGUGUUAUUGAAAACAGUUUUAGAUUUCAAUUGGAUGAAAUUAGAAACCCAAUUGAACAUUUUGUUAAUCAUAACAGGUAUAAUGAAACUUCAAAAUGGGCAUUUAAUAAAGACCUUUCAAAUGAUAAAGCAGACUAUAAGAUAAAUGACGAUCAAAUUUUAAUGACUUAUAGUGAUAAUCAUGAAGUAAUUAUCAAUUUGAAUCCAAUUAAAUUUACUUUUUACUAUAAAAAUGAAGAAGUAUUAUUAAUAAAUGAUAAACAAUUUUUAUUGGUAGAACAUCAAAGAUCAAUUGAAAAUAACAAACUACUACCUCAGGAAUCUUCAUUUAAUAUGUUUUCUGAUGAUUUUAAAGACUCUAAAUCAGACAAACUUCCUUUAGGACCAGAAUCUAUUGGUUUAGAUUUCACUUUAUUAGGUUUUAACAACUUAUAUGGAAUCCCAGAACAUGCCGAUUCAAUGCUUUUAAAAGAUACUUCAGGAAAAGAACCUUAUAGAUUUUAUAAUGUUGAUAUUUUUGAAUAUGAAACUGAUUCAAGAUUACCUAUGUAUGGUUCAAUUCCUUUAUUGACUGCAGUUAAAAAGGAUGUAUCAAUUGGUAUAUUUUGGGUGAAUAGUGCUGAUUCUUACAUUGAUAUAAAAAAGGGUAAAGAUUCAACUAUUCAUUGGAUAUCCGAAAAUGGAAUACUCGAUUUUAUUAUCUUUAUUAAAGAUACACCAAAAGAAAUAAAUCAAGUAUAUGGUAAAAUCACAGGUUUCACUCAAUUACCUUUAUUAUCCAGUUUAGGCUAUCAUCAAUGUAGAUGGAAUUAUAAUGAUAUUAAAGAUGUGUUAGAAGUAAGUGCUAAAUUUGAUGAAUUUGAAAUCCCUUUUGACACCAUAUGGUUGGAUAUAGAAUAUGCAGAUAAUAAAAAAUAUUUAACUUGGGAUCCUCAAAAUUUUGGCAAACCAGAUGAAAUGUUGGAAGUCUUAGAAAGAACUGGUAGAAAUUUAGUUGCUAUUAUUGAUCCUCAUAUUAAAACAGGUUAUUUUGUUAGUGAUGCUAUAAUUUCUAAAAACAUAGGCAUGAAGGAUAAUGAAGAUAACACAUAUCGUGGACAUUGUUGGCCAGGUGAAUCUAUCUGGAUUGAUACUUUAAAUCCUAAAAGUCAAAAAUUUUGGGAUGAUGUACAUAAAACUUUUAUGAUAUCUGAUAAUCAUAAAAAUCUACAUUUAUGGAAUGAUAUGAAUGAACCAUCUGUUUUCAAUGGACCUGAAACUAGCGCACCAAAAGAUAAUAUACAUUAUGGACAAUGGGAACAUCGAUCAAUUCAUAAUGUUUUUGGUUUAACUUAUCACGAAACAACUUAUAAUUCAAUGCUUUCAAGAUUACCUGAACAAAGACCAUUUAUAUUAACUAGGUCUUAUUUUUCAGGUAGUCAACGUACUGCAGCUAUGUGGACUGGUGAUAAUAUGUCUAAGUGGGAAUAUUUAAAAGUUUCAAUUCCAAUGAUUUUAACUUCAAAUAUUGUUGGGAUGCCAUUUGCUGGAGCGGACGUUGGAGGAUUUUUUGGUAAUCCUCUGAAAGAAUUGUUGACGAGAUGGUAUCAAGCUGGUAUUUGGUAUCCAUUUUUCAGAGCUCAUGCACAUAUUGAUUCGAGAAGGAGAGAGCCAUAUUUAAUUGGUGAACCAUAUACUUCAUAUAUAAGGGAUGCAAUCAAAUUGAGAUACUCUUUAUUGCCUAUAUUUUAUACUGCUUUUUAUCAAGCUUCAAUUUCAGGCUCACCUAUUUUGAAACCUAUUUUUUAUGAUUAUUACAAUCUGACAAAUUCAAAUAUUUUUGAGAUUGAGGAUGAGUUUUUCUUAGGAGAUUCAGGUAUCUUGGUAAAACCAAUUACUGAUGAAGAAGCUAAUGAAGUUGAGUUUGUUCUUCCGGAAAAUGAAAUAUUUUAUCAAUUCACAAAUGGAAUCAUUGGAGAUAAAAUUAAUAGCUCAAAAUUUAAAGUUGGAAUAAACGAUAUACCGAUGUUACUCAAAGGUGGUUCAAUUAUAGCGAAAAAGGAAAGAUAUAGAAGAUCGUCAAAACUAAUGAAACAUGAUCCAUAUACAUUGAUAAUUGCUUUGAAUAUUCAAGGUUACGCUAAUGGUCAAUUAUAUGUCGAUGACGGAGAAAGUAUUGAUUCAGAAUUUAAAAUGAUAAAUUUUGAAUUUGAAAAUGGAAAAUUGUCAGUGAAUUCUACAGGUGACUUCUCAUUACCAAUAGAAAUUGAAAAAGCUAUAAUUGUUGGUGCAAAUGAAGUGGAUCCAGAACUUGGUCCAGUGACAAUAGAAGAUGAAAAACUUGUUAUUAAAAAUCCUCGAGUAAUUAUAUGCUAG
Molecule: messenger RNA, 2604 nt
Organism: Lodderomyces pseudojiufengensis
Lineage: Eukaryota; Fungi; Ascomycota; Pichiomycetes; Serinales; Debaryomycetaceae
Gene: ROT2
Product: glucan 1,3-alpha-glucosidase ROT2
Exons: 1
Coding region: 1-2604 (867 amino acids)
Biological process (GO): N-glycan processing; carbohydrate metabolic process
Cellular component (GO): glucosidase II complex
Molecular function (GO): alpha-glucosidase activity; carbohydrate binding
Source: RefSeq, a predicted model, not a curated record